Messenger RNA from Camelus dromedarius (Arabian camel), 1985 nucleotides. It is a transcript of the gene MSTO1, whose product is annotated as misato mitochondrial distribution and morphology regulator 1. Lineage: Eukaryota; Metazoa; Chordata; Mammalia; Artiodactyla; Camelidae. Gene Ontology annotation, biological process: mitochondrion organization. The record is from RefSeq and is a predicted model, not a curated record. Gene Ontology annotation, cellular component: mitochondrion; cytoplasm. The transcript has 13 exons. The coding region runs from base 46 to 1932 and encodes 628 amino acids.
CGAGUGGGCAGGCAGCCACUGUGCGACCUAGCGGAGCUGCGCAGCAUGGCGGGCGGGGCCCGGGAGGUGCUCACUUUGCAGUUGGGACAUUUUGCAGGUUUCGUGGGAGCACACUGGUGGAACCAGCAGGAUGCUGCGCUAUGCAGACCGACCGAUGCCAAGGAGCCGCUGGGAGAGCUGUGCCCAGACGUCCUGUACCGGACGGGCCGGACGUUACACGGCCAAGAGACCUACACGCCGAGACUCAUCCUUAUGGAUCUGAAGGGUAGUCUGAGCUCCCUAAAACAAGAAGGUGGACUCUACAGAGACAAACAGCUAGAUGCUGCCAUAGCAUGGCAAGGGAAGCUCACCACACACAAAGAGGAACCCUAUCCCAAGAACCCUUAUCUCCAGGACCUUCUGAGUGCAGAGGGAGUGCUGAGUAGUGAUGGUAUCUGGAGGGUCAAAUCCAUCCCUAAUGGCAGAGGUCCUCCCCCAUGCACCACUGCUGCAACUCUAAAACCACUGAUCCCCGCAGAGGGCAGCAUCAGGGUCUGGUCAGACUUCCUCAGAGUCCAUCUCCAUCCCCGGAGCAUCUGUAUGAUUCAGAAGUACAACCAUGAUGGGUAUGGGGGACCCCAGAGACUGAGGCAAGGAACCGGGUCUCCACCAAUGUUGGAUGAGGCUCUUUUGAGGCCAUCUUCCGGGCCUUCCCCCAAAACUAGAUGUGUUGAGCAGGUGGAGGGGAUAGACGUGGGGGAGCCCUGUAAGUCCUGGAUCGGGUUUACGCAUGGCAGGGAAGCAGGUCGCCUGGAAGCUUUCGGCCAAGGGGAGAGUAUCCUGAAGGAACCUAAGUACCUGGAAGAGCUGGAGGACAGGCUGCACUUCUACGUGGAGGAGUGCGACUACCUGCAGGGCUUCCAGAUACUGUGUGACCUGCACGAUGGCUUCUCUGGGGUAGGCGCAAAGGCCGCAGAGUUGCUACAAGACGAGUAUUCAGGGAGGGGAAUAAUAACCUGGGGCCUGCUCCCUGGUCCGUACUGUCUUGGGGAGCCCCAGAAGAACAUCUACCGCCUGUUAAACACAGCUUUCGGUCUGGUGAACCUGUCUGCCCACAGCUCUCUAGUCUGCCCCUUAUCCUUGGGUGGGAGCCUGGGUCUGCGACAGGAGCCACCCGUCAACUUCCCUUACCUUCGUUAUGACGCCGCUCUGCCCUUCCACUGUAGUGCCAUCCUGGCUACAGCCCUGGACACAGUCACUGUCCCUUAUCGCCUACGUUCCUCACCAGUUUCCAUGGUUCAUCUGGCCAAUAUGCUGAACUUCUCUGGGAAAAAGGUGGUAAUGGCAGGGGCGACCAUCCCCUUCCCCUUAGUUCCAAGCCAAACCCUUCCUGAUACCCUGAUGCAGCUUGGAGGGGCCACCCCCUGGACCCCACUGUCUGCAUGUGGGGACCCUUCAGGAACACGCUGCUUUGCCCAGUCAGUGGUGCUGAGGGGUCUAGACAGAGCAUGCCACACCAGUCAGCUCACUCCAGGGACACCUCUGCCCUCCCCGCUCCAUGCGUGUGCCACCGGGGAAGAAGUCCUGGCCCAGUAUUUGCAACAGCAGCAGCCUAGAGUCAGGAGCUCUUCUCAUCUGUUGCUGACUCCUUGCAAGGUGGUUCCUCCUUACCCUCACCUCUUCUCCUCAAGCCUCAGCCAGCAGGGUUUGGUUCUGGAUGGUCCCUCAACUGGGGCAGCAGUGGAGAGCAUCCCUGUGCUUGGUGCCCUCUGCUCCUCUUCAUCCUUGAACCAGACCCUGGGAGAUUUGGCCAAAGAGCUUGCCAGACUCGACCUGCGGCGCUGGGCCAGCUUCAUGGAUGCCGGGGUGGAACGGGAUGACCUAGAGGAGACGCUGCAGGAGCUGCGCAGCCUGGCCCAGUGCUAUCAGGCUGGCGACAGCCUCAUGGACUAAAGCUCCAAGAAGAGGAAAGAGCUAGUUCACAAUAAAAACCGCUGGAUGCAGGA